Colletotrichum godetiae is the source of this 1892-nucleotide messenger RNA. Its product is annotated as aspartate kinase. The record is from RefSeq and is a predicted model, not a curated record. Bases 157 to 1689 code for a protein of 510 amino acids. Gene Ontology annotation, cellular component: cytosol. Gene Ontology annotation, molecular function: aspartate kinase activity. Lineage: Eukaryota; Fungi; Ascomycota; Sordariomycetes; Glomerellales; Glomerellaceae. Gene Ontology annotation, biological process: L-homoserine biosynthetic process. The transcript is spliced from 6 exons.
CUAAUUGUCGCCAUUCUUUAUUAUUAUUAUUUUUUUCCCUCUCUCCCAUUCCCGCAUCGCUCAUAGUGCCCCUCCUUCUUGGCCCGCCUUGCGCAGACUCUCACUCAUACCCGAAAACCAACCACUCUAGGCUCUGCGCGUAGCCAUUGAUACAUCAUGAGCAGUCAAACGAUAGGCAACACCUCCAGCAAUGGAUGGGUGGUGCAGAAAUUCGGCGGAACCAGUGUUGGAAAGUUUCCAGACAAGAUUGCCACGGAUAUUGUGCGUGCAAGCCUUUCUCACAACAAAGUCGUCGUCGUCUGCUCAGCAAGAAGCACGGGCAAGAAGAUCGAGGGCACCACCAGCCGGCUGCUCGGCGUCUUUAACAGGCUCAAGGGCAUCGCAGCACCCACGACGCCAGAAGAGACACAGAAUGAGCUCAUGAACGAGGCCAAGGGUCUGAUUGAGGACAUUUGCAAGGACCACGUAUCGGCAGUCAAGACUUUCCUCCGCAACCCAGAAUUACAGGCCUCCUUGGAACAGGAGAUCCGCGAUGAGUGCCAGGAGCUGGUCGAGUACAUCGUAGCGGCAAGGAGGUUUAACCUCGAGGUCAAUUCAAGGUCAAAGGAUCGAUGCAUCAGUUUUGGUGAGAAACUCAGCUGCAGGUUCAUGGCCGCAUUGCUGAAGGACUUGGGUGUCGCCGCGGAAUAUGUGGAUCUCAGUGACGCGUUCCACUAUGAUGCCACGGCUCGUCUGAGCCAGGGCUUCUAUCAGGAGGCCGCCGCGGUACUACGGAAGAAGAUCACGGCUUGCGAAGAGCGAGUACCCGUAGUUACUGGCUUCUUUGGCAACGUCCCCGGAAGUCUGAUUGAUGGUGACAUUGGCCGGGGCUACACGGAUCUCUGCGCGGCGCUAUGCUCAGUCGGCCUCAAGGCGGAUGAGCUCCAGGUGUGGAAGGAGGUUGACGGAAUCUUCACGGCAGACCCGACAAAGGUUCCCACGGCCCGCCUGCUACACUCCAUCACACCGUCCGAGGCGGCCGAGUUGACGUUCUACGGCUCCGAGGUCAUCCACCACCUGACCAUGGACCAGGUCAUCCACGCCUCGCCUCCUAUUCCCAUCCGCAUCAAGAACGUUAAGAACCCAAGAGGAGUCGGCACCAUCGUUGUGCCCGACCCCGUCCUCACGGCCGGCCAUCAGAUCUCAAGGUCAGCACCCGCAGACCCGACCUUGGUCCAGAAGCCAAAGAGGCCCACGGCUGUCACGAUCAAGGAUAAGAUCUCCGUCAUCAACGUGCACUCCAACAAGCGCUCUAUCUCCCACGGCUUCUUCGCAAAGGUCUUUUCCAUCCUCGACAGCAACCAGAUCUCUGUCGAUCUAAUCUCCACGAGUGAGGUCCACGUGUCCAUGGCCAUCCACGCCGGAAACUCAGAGGGCGGCAGCUUCGAUAAGGCGCGACUUGAGCUGGAGGAAUGUGGCGACGUCAGCGUGCUCCAUGAUAUGGCUAUUCUGAGUCUGGUAGGUGCGGAAAUGAAGAACAUGAUUGGAAUUGCCGGUCGCAUGUUCUCCACGCUAGGCGAGCACAAUGUCAACUUGGAAAUGAUCUCACAGGGUGCCAGCGAGAUCAACAUCUCCUGCGUCAUUGACGCUCGGGAUGCUACUCGUGCCAUGAACAUCCUGCACACAAAUCUAUUCACCUUCCUUGACUAGGAUGUUCGCCUCGGAUGCCCCGCGCGCUUCAACUGCGCGCGGUGGAAGCGAGCUCUACUUUUUUCGGAUUGAAGUAUAUAAGUUUUACAUGGGUUGGGUCAUCUAAAACGGAGCAUGAACAUGCAUUAUUGGACCAGAAAAGAAGAAAGAAUGAAGAGAAUGGCCUGGAAAGACAAGAUUCCCUUGAUUUAUUUAGAGGUAUA